Messenger RNA from Uranotaenia lowii, 1849 nucleotides. RefSeq lists its product as uncharacterized. The record is from RefSeq and is a predicted model, not a curated record. Bases 891 to 1832 code for a protein of 313 amino acids. Lineage: Eukaryota; Metazoa; Arthropoda; Insecta; Diptera; Culicidae. Gene Ontology annotation, cellular component: checkpoint clamp complex. The transcript has 4 exons. Gene Ontology annotation, biological process: DNA damage checkpoint signaling; DNA repair. Gene Ontology annotation, molecular function: 3'-5' exonuclease activity.
UCGGCUAGUCAUGGUGGACAACCCGCUUCCGUGGGCGCUAAAAAACUGAAGGAUCGGUAGACAACUUCUUAUCAACGGAAGGGAAGCUGCAAAUCGCGCUACCGUGACUGUUUUGAAAACAUGACGCCGUUAAUGGUGUGAUAAAUCGUGCUUUUUCAUCGCUGAAAGCGAAGCCAAAUUACUUCUGGAUCCGAAAAAAGGCUUUUUAAUCUGGAGGUUCAUAUUAAAACUUCGAUAAUGGCGCUCCGUGGACUAACAAAGUGUGAUGUACUGAAGCGCAACCCAGGAAAAGUGCAGGCAAAAUUCUUACUUCAUAAACUACGGCAAAUGCAGUUGAAGCCAACACGAAAUGAUGAUCUAAAGACUCAGGGGAAAAUCACAACUAUGACUGCGACUGUAAAUUUUUUCGAAAUGGUAACGUGAAGGAUUCGUGGAUCGUGUGAAACACUCCAAUGUAAACCAGUAUCGAAAGAACACCUGCUGGAGCUGGAAUCCCUGUUUGGUCAAGCACUGCUUAGUCGAGCUCUUCAAUUGGUACACGACGACAAGAAGCCAAUCAAAGUUUACCUCACGGCAAACGCUGUCAGUCGCCUUUACGAAGUUCCAGGAUCAAAAUAUCCGGCGAUCUAUAAGAUCUUCCCCGGUAUCAACUUCUGCAGCUGCGAGUCUUUCCGCUACUGGGUGCUUCAAAACCGUCACCAAGCUACCUGUAAGCACGUGCUUGCCGUGUGGUUGGCCACCUCAUUGGGCCGUAUCCAAGAAGUAACUGUUUCGGAAAAAGCGUUUCAACAGCUUAAAGCGGAUCUAAUCAAGGAACGUUGCUCCUCCAUUGGUGGUUUCACAGCAGGUGCGGGACCAUCGAAGCGUUCCACCUAGUCUGGCGGAAUUAAAUGCUUAAUACGAAACCACUGUACGAGAAGGGUAUCGUACUAGAUCGAAAAAUGUUGACCCAAUCCCAGUUUUCGCAGAUUCAGUUCGCUGCGACACUCAACAACUUUUCCAUAUUCUACAACGUAAUAAAAGCUGUUAAUUUUGUGGAUGAUUCAACGGUUCAACUGAGCGUCGAUGGAGUCAAAGCAGUGGUGGAGGAUGCCAAAAGCGUUCAAGCGACGGUCUACAUAACCAAGGAGUGCUUUUCGGUGUACAAUAUAACGAAACCUAAACGCAAACUUAACGCCAACGGGGAACCAGAGGAUGACGAUGAACCAGUCGCUUCAUUUGGGCUCAAUCUGAAAGUAUUUACCGAUUGUCUCAGUAUGUUUUUGGGUGAUGAGUACGACUCCAGCCUGAAGAUCUUACAUAAGGGAGAGGGAGCCCCGCUGAUCGUAAUUCUUGAACAGCAUGGUGAGGAUGACCUCGUCACAGAAUGUUCCGUAAGAACGAUGGAGGCCGGGGAGAUUUUGGAUUUCGAUUUCGAGGACGAACAUGUCUACAGCAAGGUUAACAUUAAGGGACCCGAAUUCUUUGCCCUUCUGAGUGACCUGGAUCGCAACUGUGAUGAAAUCGAAAUAUUUCUGUCGCCUAAUAGCCCGCACAUGAAGUUGUGCACCUACGAUGAGUAUCAGCUGGAAUCGAAUGUUGAAAUUACCAAUUGUAGUGAUAUGCUGAUUUCCUUCCAAAGUAGCGAGGCAACGACGAACCGAUACAAGUUUUCCCACUUCCGACUGGUGUUGCGAACUUUAGCCUUGGCGUCGAAGGUAGCACUGCGAACCAAUAAAGAUGGCCUCCUGGGGCUGCAGGUAAUGAUUGAGUACUCCGAACAGGCUAACAUUUUCGUGGAGUAUUUCAUAAUGCCUCUUAGCGGUUGCGACGAUCUGGAUGUUACUGAAUAAAUUUCUAAAUUUUCAAA